AUGGACCCAGAAGGCCUGUCGACCGAAUAUUUUGUUCGUCCAAGGAGAGGCUACGCGACGGCAAGGGACAUCGUCAGAAUUGUUGAGGUCGGGCCUCGAGAUGGUCUGCAGAACGAGAAGGGGACGAUUCCCGCGGAUGUGAAGGUCCAACUCAUCGACCGCCUUGGACGAGCAGGGAUGAGGAUAAUUGAGUCUGGAAGCUUCGUGAGCCCAAAGUGGGUCCCACAGAUGGCCUCCUCCGCCGAAGUCCUGAAUUACAUCGAGCGCCUCCCGGGCGUCCGCUACCCUGUUCUCAUCCCCAACCAGAAAGGCCUCGAGACCCUCGUCCAGCUCAUGGCGAAGAACGAACAACAAGACAUGCUCAUAACGGACGUCAAGGACGACUCCCCACACCCCGUGCCGACAGACGAGAUCGCCGUUUUCACCGCCGCCACGGACGCCUUCAACAAGGCGAAUACCAAUGCUACGGUUGCUGAGUCGCUGGACCGUCUAGCGCCCGUGAUACGACACGCGCUCGACCUCGGCCUGCGCGUGCGCGGAUACGUGAGCGUGGUGAUUGCUUGUCCGUAUAGCGGGCGGGUGGACGCGCGCCAGGUGCGCGACGUCGCGAAAGCGCUGGUGGACAUGGGGUGCUAUGAGAUCAGCUUGGGCGACACGGUCGGUCAGGGAACGCCCUGGCAAGUCACUUCCAUGAUUGAAGAGGUGUCGAAGGACGUGAACGUCGACAAGCUGGCGGGACAUUUCCAUGACACCUUCGGCAUGGCAAUUGCCAAUGUCUUCGCAGCAUUAUCUGCAGGCGUGCGCACCAUCGACUCGUCCAUAGGCGGACUCGGCGGAUGCCCGUAUUCCCCAGGUGCGACGGGGAACGUUGCCACGGAGGACGUCGUCUACGCCCUCAAGUCUUCCCCAUACAGCAUUGAUGGCAAUCCCGACCUAGACGCCCUCGUUGACAUCGGGUACUGGAUCAGCGCACAGCUCGGGCGCGAGAACGCAAGCCGGGUAGGCAACGCCAUUCGGUCGAGGAGAUUAAGGGACAACAUGAAGAAGGAGAGGGCCAAACUAUAGUUCAACGUUCAACCUGUAAUCAUGCAGUCAACAUCGUGAUUGGGAUAUAAGAAGAUCUGAUACGCAGGCCAUCGAG
Schizophyllum commune H4-8 is the source of this 1141-nucleotide messenger RNA. RefSeq names its product aldolase. The transcript is spliced from 7 exons. Gene Ontology annotation, biological process: ketone body biosynthetic process; L-leucine catabolic process. NCBI's taxonomy places the organism in Eukaryota, Fungi, Basidiomycota, Agaricomycetes, Agaricales, Schizophyllaceae. Gene Ontology annotation, molecular function: hydroxymethylglutaryl-CoA lyase activity. Bases 1 to 1065 code for a protein of 354 amino acids. The record is from RefSeq and is a predicted model, not a curated record.